This is a messenger RNA of Molossus molossus (Pallas's mastiff bat), 2178 nucleotides long. It is a transcript of the gene NOB1, whose product is annotated as NIN1 (RPN12) binding protein 1 homolog. Gene Ontology annotation, molecular function: RNA endonuclease activity. Gene Ontology annotation, cellular component: preribosome, small subunit precursor. The record is from RefSeq and is a predicted model, not a curated record. Bases 84 to 1322 code for a protein of 412 amino acids. The transcript has 9 exons. Lineage: Eukaryota; Metazoa; Chordata; Mammalia; Chiroptera; Molossidae. Gene Ontology annotation, biological process: maturation of SSU-rRNA; ribosomal small subunit biogenesis.
UGCGGCUGCUCCUCCCGGCUCCCACAGGCGCGGAGUGGGACGUAGCGGCGGGCGCAAGCGCAUUCCGGGCUUGUUGAGCCAAGAUGGCGCCCGUGGAGCACGUUGUGGCGGAUGCCGGGGCUUUCCUGCGGGACGCGGCUCUGCAGGACAUCGGGAAGAACAUCUACACCAUUCGGGAUGUGGUCAGCGAGAUUCGAGACAAGGCCACGCGCAGGCGACUCGCCGUCUUGCCCUAUGAGCUGCGUUUCAAAGAUCCCUUCCCGGAAUACGUGCGGCUGGUGACUGAGUUUUCAAAGAAAACUGGAGACUAUCCCAGCCUCUCUGCCACAGAUAUCCAAGUAUUGGCACUUACCUACCAGUUGGAAGCAGAGUUUGUUGGGGUGUCACACUUAAAACAAGAACCAGAAAAGGUUAAAGUGAGCUCAUCGAUUCAGCACCCUGAAACUCCUCUACACAUUUCUGGUUUCCAUCUCCCCUCAAAGCCCAAACCCCCACAAGAAACAGUGGAACAUGAACACCCAGCCAGUGAGCCUGAGGACCUAGAAUUCAGUUCCUUCAUGUUCUGGAGAAACCCUUUGCCUGAUAUUGAUCGUGACCUGCAGGAGCUGCUGAUUGACAAAGCUGAGGAUGUUGCAAGUGAGGAGGAGAAGGAAGAGAAUGGAUUUGAAGAAAGGAAAGAUGAAGAUAGUGAUGAUGGUGGUGGGUGGAUAACCCCCAGCAACAUCAAGCAAAUCCAGCGGGAUUUUGAACAAUGCACCAUCCCGAAGGAUGUGCGGGUUGGCUGUGUGACUACAGACUUUGCCAUGCAGAAUGUCCUGCUUCAGAUGGGGCUGCACGUGCUGGCGGUGAACGGCAUGCUGAUCCGAGAGGCCCGGAGCUACCUACUGCGCUGCCACGGCUGUUUCAGGACAACCUCUGACAUGAGCCGCGUGUUCUGUUCACAUUGUGGAAAUAAGACCCUGAAGAAAGUGUCUGUGACUGUCAGUGACAACGGAACCCUGUGUAUGCACUUCUCCCGCAACCCCAAGGUGCUGAAUCCUCGGGGCCUCCGGUAUUCACUACCCACUCCCAAAGGGGGUAAAUAUGCCGUCAACCCUCAUCUGACUGAGGACCAGCGCUUCCCUCAGCUCCGACUCUCCCGCAAGGCUCGGCAGAAAACAGAUGUAUUUGCCUCUGACUACGUAGCUGGGAUAUCUCCCUUUGCAGAGAACGACAUCUCCAGCCGGUCAGCAACACUGCAGGUCCGAGACAACGCUUUGGGAGCUGGGAGGAGACGGUUAAAUCCCAAUGCUUCCAGAAAGAAGUUUGUGAAGAAAAGGUGAAGUGCAAGUUCACAGGCAAACUGGGCGGUGUUGCAGCUGGGGGAGUUCUGGAGCCUCCUUUCCCCGCUGGGCCAGCUCCAGAACCAUCUGAAUGGAAAAAAUAGGCCUGGCUUCUGCGUGCUGCUUCAUGACUCGUGUGGAGGGCUGGGUUGGGUUUGUAGUUGAACUCCAUCAUGCCUUGGCCUGACAGCAUUGAGAGAGCUGGGAUUCCUGCCAUGAAAACAGAACAGUGCCCCGGAGCAAACCUUCCCUUCAAUCUGGAAAGGGGGGAACUUCCAAGUGAUGAUAUUUUUAUAAUAAAUGUGGUUGUAAGGUUUUGUGCAUUUUCAUUAAAUAGGCCAAAUUUUUCUUCUAAGGUAAUUUGAAGGCUAACACUUUAAGGUAUACCACCAAGGUGAAACAUUUAGAUUUAUCUUUUUUGCAAGGAAAAUACUAAGUUUGUUAUAAUAAAACUAAAUGUUACCAUUUUCUCUCUUUUGUUUUUCACUUUAAAACAUUUCAGUCAUUCAGGAAUGUUCAGUAUUGUGAACUCCCAUAGAGCCUUUCACCAAGAUUCAGCCAUUGUUAACAUUUCUUCUUGUUUGCUUUUUAUCUUUCUAUGCACACAAGUACACAAAGUAUCUCCUAGGAAAAGGAUGUUCUUUUUUGUAACCACAGUACAAUGAUCAAAUUCAGGAGAUUUGAUACAUUACUAUUAUCUAAUAAUUAGCAAUUCACAUUUUACUAAAUUGUCCCAAUACUGUCCAGCUUUUCCCCUCAGUUCUAAAGUUUCUCAGCCUUUGUCUUUUGUGAAAUUGACGUUUUUAUAAAGUACAAGCCAGGAUUUUAAAAUGUCCCUCCAGCCCUGGCUGGUUUG